AUGAAGUCCGUCGAAGUAUGGUGUUCUCAAUACGCGGCAUCUCCUCAAGCCCGCCAGAACCCUACGAAAUCAUCAAACCCCUUCCGCACUGGGUCUACCUUGCCUCCCACGCCCGAAGAGUCGGAUGCGUAUCUUAUGGAUAUGUUACGGGUGUGCAAGAAUCCCUGCCGUAUUGGCACCCGCAGUGGUAACGACGAUGAUACUCUGAACUUCGCGAAGCGCGGUCACCACAUGCUCCGGGCAAGUUUCCGCGAGCAAGAUGGCAAGAACUACGUCUUUGUUCUUGACGAAAGUGAAGGGUGGAAGGUUGCUAUUGGUCUGCAGCGUCUUAGACGGGGAACGCAGAUCAGGUCGUUGGGUGUACUCAAUAUGACUGUUACUGAUUGUCAGUCGGUCAUGGAGAACUUGGGAUAUGCCUGA
Messenger RNA from Aspergillus glaucus CBS 516.65, 420 nucleotides. RefSeq lists its product as uncharacterized. The record is from RefSeq and is a predicted model, not a curated record. The coding region runs from base 1 to 420 and encodes 139 amino acids. Lineage: Eukaryota; Fungi; Ascomycota; Eurotiomycetes; Eurotiales; Aspergillaceae. The transcript has a single exon.